Messenger RNA from Mustela lutreola (European mink), 6097 nucleotides. Its product is annotated as twinfilin-2. NCBI's taxonomy places the organism in Eukaryota, Metazoa, Chordata, Mammalia, Carnivora, Mustelidae. Gene Ontology annotation, molecular function: actin monomer binding; actin filament binding; pattern recognition receptor activity. Gene Ontology annotation, cellular component: myofibril; actin filament; plasma membrane. The record is from RefSeq and is a predicted model, not a curated record. Gene Ontology annotation, biological process: regulation of lamellipodium assembly; defense response to virus; toll-like receptor signaling pathway. The transcript has 2 exons. The coding region runs from base 2868 to 5972 and encodes 1034 amino acids.
UCCUGUCAAUCUAACAAAAGGCUAAAGCCUGACAGGGCUGCUCUCCAGCUGUUGGCAGGACUUGUUCCUUCUGGAGGCCUCAGGGGAGACUGUUACCUCACCUUCUCCAGCCUGAAAGGCUGCCCACAUUCCUUGGUUCCUGGCCCCACUUCCCUCUUUGAAACCAGAGCAGUAGCACCUUCUCUGGGAGUCCGCUUCCCUCUGCUUCCCGGUCACACGGCCUCCUCUGUUGGCAGAUCAUCCUCCGUCUCUGUCUUCCGAGGGUCCUCAUGAUUAUGUUCACUUCCCCACUUGCCAGUUACUCUCUCCACUCAGGACCCUUCACUCAACCCCACCUGCAAGGCCCCUUUUAUCCUGUAUAGGAAAGGAUCCACAUCCUUGGGGAUUAGGCUGUGGAUCUCCUUGGGCUUUUCUUUAGGCUGCCACCCUGGGUCUGCUCUGCCUGCUGGGCUUCCUGGACUCUUUUUUUGUUCUGCGCAUGCGUGCAGACCUGAGCUCUGUCAGCUCCUUGGUCCUUUCUGCUACUUGUGUUCCUGCCCCUACGGGUCUGGCUUCCUGGUCCCAGGGACUCUGGGAGAGUCUGCUUCAGGCUCAGGAUUCAGCAGGAGCCAGAGCUUCAGUCCGUGCUUAUGAGAAGGGGGUGAGAGCCACCCCCCAUCCCAGGAGGGAGGAUGGGAACAGGAGGAGCCUGUGGCUGGGAUUUGGCUGCUGAGUGGGUACAGUCUUUCUCUUAGGAGCAUGUCUUGGGCUGGGGCUCAGGGCAGUGUCCCAUCCCUGAGGCCUUUUGCAGCAUCUGCUCAAGACUCUAGAGUUACAGAGAGAGCUGGAACCCCAGCUAGGACCCAGAGAAGGAGGCCUAUCCUUGCCUACCCCACACACUGGUUCCCAGGUGGGCAGGAAGACAGGGCAUUGCCCCCACACUGGCUUAAGCCCUGGGCCCGCGUGCCAGCUGGAUGCCCGGCUGUGAUAGCCACCCAAAAGCAGGGGGUGGGGGUGGGGUUAGGCAGGUGUCCAUCCCUGCCUCCUCCCAACAGAAGUUCUAUGUUUUCAUUCAUUAAUUCAUCCAGCCAUCAUUCAGAAACACUGUCUGUGCCUGCCCAGAGCUGAGUGCCAGAGACUCAUGGACCCAGCAAAUAUCAAUCAUCUAUGUUGUUCUGGGCAGUAUGCUGGACCCUGGGUAUACAGACCAAAGACUCUUGCCAUUAAGAAGCAGACGUUCCAAAAAAAAAAAAGAAGAAGCAGACGUUCCAGGGGCGCCUGGGUGGCUCAGCUGGUUGUCUCACUUUGGCUCAGGUCAUGAUCUCAGGGUCCUGGAAUGAAGCCCUGCAUUGGGCUCUCUGCUCAGUAGGGAGUCUGCUUCUCCCUCUCCCUCUGCCUCUCUCCCUGCUUGUGCUCUCUCUCUCUCUUUCUCUCUCUCUCAAAUAAAUACAUUAAAAUCUUAAAAAAAAGAAGCAGCAGAUAUUCCAUCAGGGGAAUAAGACAAUAUACAAUAAACCAUGGAAAAUCAAUGAUAUGAUGUGUUAACAGGUAAAAAGUUAUGACAACGAAAAGCAGCAAAUAAAGGGGCCGAGAAGUGCCAGAUCUCAGGGAAGGCCUCCAGAGGGUCAUGUGUGAGCCAAGAUACAAAGGAAGCAAUGGAGGGGCCAAUCAAAUAUCUAGGAAAAGAGUUUCCAGGCAGAACAAACAGUAAGUCCAAAGGUCCUGGGGCAGGAGACUGUAUGGGAGUUUUCGAGCCCCAGCAAGGAGGCCACUGUGACUGGAGAUUGGUCAGGGAAGCAAUGGGAAGCCAGAUCCCAUAGGACCUUGUUGGCCAUGAUGUGGACUGUCUCUUGGAUUCCAGAAAGGGCUGGGAAGGAGUCUGAGCCAAAUAAGGGACUAGUGUGACUUGGGGGCCAAAUGUGAACAGGCUAUGGGGUGUGAAUGCGGAAGCAGGGCAAUCUGUGAGGUUGCGGUGACUGCACUGGUCUAGGCGAGAGAUGAUGGUAGCUCAUGCCAGCCCAGUGAAUGUGAAGGUGGUGGGCAAUGGGCAGAUUCUGAAGCUGGAGCCAAUGGGACUUGCCAGGGGCCCGGGUCACCCUGAGGCUUUGGGCCAGAGUCAUCCGUCAGGAUUAGCUGGGUCAGAGGGAGCAUGAUAGGAGCCGUCCCAGCUGGCCUGGCCAUGGAGCAGGUGCUGUGACAGGACCCUGGGCACACUGGGGAUGCAGAAGAGGAGGCCCUGCCCCUGGAGGAAGUGGCAGGCUGCAGUGGAAGCAGGUGUAGCCAAGGCGAGGCCCAUGCUGCCGAACCCCCAGGCAUGCCAGCCCCCAGAAGCUCUGGGGACAGGCUGAGGGAGCUGAAAAGGGUAGGUAUGGGUGCCUCUGGCCCAAGAGAGCUCCCUUUGGGGCAGGGGCCACGGGCUGAGGUAUGAGGGGGCCAGCCCUCUCGGGACAGGGAGCACCCUGGCAGAGGUGUCAGCGUGCCCAGGCCACAUCUGCCACCACCCCCAAUCCCAGUCUCCCACUGACCUGAGACGGGGCUCUGGGCCUCUGCUUCUCCCCAGACUUUCCCUGACCACGGGUGUGAGCCCCACUGGGGCUGUGGGGAAUUAUUAGGCUGGGGUGGGGGUGGAGGGAAUGGAAAGAGGAAGUACUGAAGGGGCUGUUUGCCAUCUGCCUAUGCAAAUGGUCUCUGAGUCAGCGCACCCCCCCAACCCUUUCUCUCUGGGCCUGGUGGGGGCGAGGGAGGGGGCUGCUGGUUUUUUUCUUAAUUCUCACUUCCUCUGUUCUCUGAGCUGAUGAGGGAAGGGGCUGUGAGUGCCAAGCAUCCUUUCCUGCAGCUGCUGCCUAGUCUGCAGGCCAGACCUUCUGGAGAAGCCCCCACUCCCUGUCAUGGGCCCCUACUUUGGUGCCCUGCACCCCCUGUCUCUCCUGGUGCAGGCUGCCAUGCUGGCCAUGGUCCUGGCCCCAGGUGCCCUGCCUCCCUUCCUGCCCUGUGAGCUCCAGCCCCACGGCCUGGUGGAUUGUAAAUGGCUCUUCCUCAAGUCUGUGCCCCGCUUCUCGGCGACCGCGCCCUGUGGGAACAUCACCAGCCUCUGGCUGCACUCCAACCGCAUCCACCACCUCCACGACUCCGACUUUGUCCAGCUGUCCGGCCUGCGGCGUCUCAACCUGAAGUGGAACUGCCCCCCGGCCGGCCUCAGCCCCAUGCACUUCCCCUGCCACAUGACCAUCGAGCCCAACACCUUCCUGGCCGUGCCCACCCUGGAGGAACUGAACCUCAGUUACAACGGCAUUAGCACCGUGCCCGCCCUGCCCAGCUCCCUCACGUCCCUGGUCCUGAGCCGCACCAACAUCCUGACACUGGACCCCGCCAGCCUCGCGGGCCUGCAUGCCCUGCGCCACCUCUACUUGGACGGCAACUGCUACUACAAGAACCCCUGCCAGGAGGCCUUGCAGGUGGCCCCAGGCGCCCUCCUCGGCCUGAGCAACCUCACACACCUAUCGCUCAAGUACAACAACCUGACUGUGGUGCCUCGCCACCUGCCCCCCAGCCUGGAGUCCCUGCUCCUGUCCUACAACCACAUCGUCACCCUGGUCCCCGAUGACCUGGCCAAUCUAACCGCCCUGCGCGUGCUGGACAUAGGCGGGAACUGUCGCCGCUGCGACCAUGCCCGCAAUCCCUGCAGGGAGUGCCCCAGGGGGUUCCCCAAGCUGCACCGCGAUACCUUCCGCCAUCUGAGCCACCUCGAAGGCCUGGUGUUGAAGGACAGCUCCCUCCACAGCCUGGACCCCAGGUGGUUCCGUGGCCUGGGCAACCUCCUGACAUUGGACCUGAGCGAGAACUUCCUGUACGACUGCAUCACCAAGACCAAGGCCUUCCACAGCCUGGGCCGGCUGCGCAAACUCAACCUGUCCUUCAACUACCACAAGAAGGUGUCCUUUGCCCAACUGCCCCUGGCGCCCUCCUUCGGGAGCCUGCGGUCCCUGUGGAAGCUGGACAUGCAUGGCAUCUUCUUCCGCUCGCUCAGCGAGACCACGCUCCGGCCGCUGGCCCACCUGCAGGUGCUCCAGCACCUGCGCCUACAGCUCAACUUCAUCAGCCAGGCCCAGCUCAGCAUCUUUGGGGCCUUCCCAGGCCUGCGCUACGUGGACCUGUCUGACAACCGCAUCAGUGGGGCCGCGGAGCCACCGGCGGCUGCGGGGCAGGUGGGCGGGGUGGAGCGAGGCCGGCGGCUGCCAGGGGACCUGGCUCCGGGUCCGCGGGGCCCACGGGGCCCCCCGAGCUCUGAGGACUUCAUGCUGAGCUGCAAGCGGCUCCCCUUUACCUUGGACCUGUCACGGAACAAUGUGGUCACAGUCCAGUCGGAGAUGUUCACCCAGCUCUCACGCCUGCAGUGCCUGUGCCUGAGUCACAACAGCAUCUCACAGGCGGUCAAUGGCUCCCAGUUCACGCCGCUCACCAGCCUGCGAGUGCUGGACUUGUCCCAUAACAAGCUGGACCUGUACCACGGCGGCUCCUUCACGGAGCUGCCGCAGCUCGAGGCCCUGGACCUCAGCUACAACAGCCAGCCCUUCAGCAUGCGCGGCGUGGGCCACAACCUCAGCUUCGUGGCACAGCUGCCGGCCCUGCGCUACCUCAGCCUGGCGCACAAUGACAUCCACAGCCGCGUGUCCCAGCAGCUGCGUAGUGCCUCGCUGAAGGCCCUGGACUUCAGCGGCAACGCCCUGAGCCAGAUGUGGGCUGAGGGGGACCUCUACCUCCGCUUCUUCCAAGGCCUGAGGAACCUGGUCCGGCUGGACCUGUCCCAGAAUCGCCUGCACAUCCUUCUACCCCGCAACCUGGCCCACCUGCCCAGAAGCCUGCAGCUGCUGCGUCUCCGCGACAAUUACCUGGCUUUCUUCAACUGGAGCAGCCUGGCCCUCCUCCCUAGGCUGGAAGCCCUGGACCUGGCGGGGAACCAGCUGAAGGCGCUGAGCAAUGGCACCUUGCCUAACGGCACCCUGCUGCAGAGGCUGGACCUCAGCGGCAACAGCAUUGGCUUCGUGGACCCCGGCUUCUUCGCCCUGGCCGAGAGGCUGCGAGAGAUCAACCUCAGCGCCAACGCCCUCAAGACGGUGGAGCCCUCCUGGUUUGGCCCUGUGGCCGGCGCCCUGAAAGUCCUGGACGUGACUGCCAACCCCUUGCACUGUGCCUGUGGGGCGGCCUUCGUGGACUUCUUGCUGGAGGUCCAGGCUGCCGUGCCUGGCCUGCCCAGCCAUGUGCGCUGUGGCAGCCCCAGCCAGCUGCAGGGCCGCAGCAUUUUCGCUCAGGACCUGCGCCUCUGCCUGGACGAGGCCCUCUCCUGGGACUGUUUCGGCCUCUCGCUGCUGACCGUAGCCCUGAGCCUGGCUGUGCCCAUGCUCCAUCACAUGUGUGGCUGGGACCUCUGGUACUGCUUCCACCUGGGCCUGGCCUGGCUGCCGCGGCGUGGGCGGCAGCGGGGCGCCGACGCUCUGCCCUAUGAUGCCUUCGUGGUGUUUGACAAGGCGCACAGCUCGGUGGCCGACUGGGUGUACAACGAGCUGCGGGUCCAGCUGGAGGAGCGCCGCGGGCGCCGGGCGCUGCGCCUGUGUCUGGAGGAGCGCGACUGGCUGCCUGGCAAGACGCUCUUCGAGAACUUGUGGACCUCGGUGUACAGCAGCCGCAAGACGCUCUUCGUUCUGGCCCACACGGACAGCGUCAGCGGCCUCUUGCGCGCCAGCUUCCUGCUGGCUCAGCAGCGCCUGCUGGAGGACCGCAAGGACGUCGUGGUGCUGGUGAUCCUGUGCCCCGAUGCCCACCGCUCCCGCUAUGUGCGGCUGCGCCAGCGCCUCUGCCGCCAGAGCGUCCUCCUCUGGCCCCAGCAACCUCGCGGCCAGCGCAGCUUCUGGGCCCAGCUGGGCACGGCCCUGACCAGGGACAACCGCCACUUCUAUAACCGGAACUUCUGCCUCGGCCCUACGACGGCCGAAUAGCCCGGGGACAGCCCAGCGUGCCACCCCACCUCCACCUGGCCUGUCUGCCCCACACCACUGCUCUGCCUCCCCCGCUCCCGUCCCUGGCAUACAGCAGGCGCUCAAUAAAUGCUACUGGUAGGCCA